CUGCCGCCUACGAGCCCUCCCCCCACCACCACCUCCCCGUAUACCCAAGCCAUUCAUGGCCAUCACCACCAUGUGUCGCCUCCUCACCUCCGCCUCUCCUCACCCACUCCGCGCUCCUCUCCAUUAAAACCCAAGCAAGCUCCGCCUCGAUCGCUUCCCUUGAUUAGCUCUCCGCCCUCCGCUGUCUCCGUUGACGGCCGCGAGCGUGCGUUGGACUUGAGAGCGCGGCGGCGGCUAUGGUGGGCAUCGACCUCAACACCGUGGAGGAGGAGGAGGAGGAGGACGAAGCGGAGGGAGGCACCGGCACUCCUCCGGCGCCGGCGAAGGCGGGUGGCGGGGUGUGCCUUGAGCUGUGGCACGCCUGCGCCGGCCCCGUGGCGCCGCUGCCGCGGAAGGGCAGCGCCGUGGUGUACCUGCCGCAGGGCCACCUCGAGCACCUCGGGGCCGCGCCAGGCGCCGCCGUCGCCGCGGUGCCGCCGCACGUGUUCUGCCGCGUCCUCGACGUCAGCCUCCACGCGGACGCCGCGUCGGACGAGGUGUACGCGCAGGUCUCUUUGGUCGUCGACAACGAGGAAGCGAAGAGGCGAAUGCGGGAGAGGGAGCACGGCGCGGGCUGCGACGGUGAGGGCGAGGACGCCGUGAAGCGGCCGGCCCGGAUUCCCCACAUGUUCUGCAAGACGCUCACGGCCUCCGACACCAGCACGCACGGAGGCUUCUCCGUGCCGCGCCGCGCCGCCGAGGACUGCUUCCCGCCGUUGGACUACAGCCUGCAAAGGCCGUCCCAGGAGCUCGUGGCCAAGGAUCUGCACGGCACGGAAUGGAGGUUCAGACAUAUCUAUCGAGGUCAACCACGGAGGCACCUUUUAACCACUGGAUGGAGUGGGUUUAUCACUAAGAAGAAGCUAAUUUCAGGGGAUGCAGUGUUAUUCCUCAGAGGUGAAGAUGGAGAGCUUCGAUUGGGAGUGCGCCGCGCUGCUCAGCUAAAAAAUGUCACCCCUUUUCCUGCCCUUCAUAAUCAGAUCUCAAGCACUACAAGUCUUAGUGAAGUUGCGCAUGCUGUUGCCGUGAAAAAUAUUUUUCAUAUCUACUACAAUCCCAGGUUAAGUCAGUCUGAGUUCAUUAUACCCUAUUGGAAGUUUAUGAGAAGCUUCAGUCAACCCUUCUCUGUUGGAAUGAGAUUCAAAUUGAUAUAUGAGAACGAGGAUGCUUCUGAAAGAAGGCGCACUGGGAUAAUAAUUGGAAGCAGAGAGGCAGACCCAAUGUGGCAUGGUUCGAAGUGGAAAUGUUUGGUGGUGAAAUGGGAUGAUGAUGUGGAGUGCCUUCGGCCUAAUGGGGUAUCUCCUUGGGAGAUUGAGCUUAGUGGAUCAGCUUCAGGAUCUCAUCUAUCCACUCCCCAUUCAAAACGGCUGAAACCAUGCUUCCCUCAAGUUAAUUCAGAUGUUCUGCUUCCAAAUGGAAGUGUUUCUUCAGAUUUUGCGGAGUCUGCCAGAUUCCACAAGGUCUUGCAAGGUCAAGAAUUGUUGGGUUUAAAAAACCAUGGUGGUACUGUUAAUACAGCUUCUCAGGCGACUGAAGCAAGAAAUUUUCAGUACACUGAUGAACGGAGUUGCUCUAUCAACAUGAGUAACAAUAUCUUAGGGGUUCCAAGACUUGGUGUGAGAACUCCAAGUGGAAACCCUGGGUUUUCCUACCAUUGCUUAGGCUCUGGGGAAUCUCAAAGAUUCCAAGAGGUCUUGCAAGGUCAAGAAGUGUUUCGUCCUUACCAAGGAGGGAUUUUAUCUGAUGACUGUAUAAGAGGUUCUGGCUUCCGUCAACCUGAUGGCAACCAUGCAUCUGGUGCAGCGCUUAAAUGGCUUGCACCACAAGGAUGUGGUCAGCAUGGGAUAACCACACCAGUUCUGCCGCAAGCGUCCUCUCCAUCAUCUGUGCUAAUGUUUCCACAAACUAGUUCAAAGAUGCCUGGCCUUGAAUACAUAUAUGGAUGCCUGGACAGAAAUGAGAAUAGCCGACGUUUUAAGGUUGGACCUACCCAAGAUAUAGGAAGAACUGAUGAAACAUUACGACUCUGGCCUCGUCGUAUGUCAGGUAAAGCACUAGAUGGAUGUAUGGGAACUGAGAAGUUGAACUCCCCUGUUAGCGGUGCAGAGCAUGAAUCAAAUAACAAGUGUCUUAAUACAAAUGGCUGCAAAAUCUUUGGUAUAUCUUUGACUGAAAAGACCCAGGCAGGCAAUGAAGUGGAUUGUGGCAAUGCCAGUUAUCAUUCUCGGUUCCAGUCUUUAAAUUCACAGAUGCCAAAAUCACUAGGAAGCAGUUGUGCCACGGUUCAUGAGCAAAGACCUGUUGUUGGCAGGGUGGUUGAUAUUUCAGCAGUGAAUACGAUGAUCUGAUACACUUGCUGUAUCCGGGGAGUAUAUGCAGAAAUAGUGACCAGCGGUAUUUUGAGUGUCCCUCUUUUACUGGUGGUGGACAAAACUUCCAUUCUGGCUAUCUCAUCCCUCUACGUGCUGUUGCCUCCAAUUACUAGCAUUUUGUCAGGCCACAUCCUGGAUGAUGAAAAGGAGGAAAUCAACACUAAAGUACUUCUAAGCUUUGAAUCUCUAGUGUAACUCAUGUUUUUAAGCUUUCGUUGUAAUCAGCAUUUAUGUUGCGUGACCUUGCGAUUUUCAGUUGCACGUUAAGACAAGCUCUUCUAGAUGACUUAUUUAUGUUAGCAACACUUCAUUUCCAAUUUCUAAUUUAGAGGGCUUGUGCGAUAAGACAGGAUCUUUUUCCAAUCUCCAAAGUUUGGCGAUCGUUCGGAGGUGUUUGUUUGCUCCUGGAACGUAUAGUGAUGCAAGGGCGAAA
Molecule: messenger RNA, 2844 nt
Organism: Oryza brachyantha (malo sina)
Lineage: Eukaryota; Viridiplantae; Streptophyta; Magnoliopsida; Poales; Poaceae
Product: auxin response factor 2
Exons: 11
Coding region: 237-2387 (716 amino acids)
Biological process (GO): regulation of DNA-templated transcription; response to hormone
Cellular component (GO): nucleus
Molecular function (GO): DNA binding
Source: RefSeq, a predicted model, not a curated record